UCCAUCCCGCUCUCUGUGAUUUUUCGAAUCCCCCAACUUAAAAUAGCCAGUUUUUUCCCCAUCUCUUCCUCUACUCUCUGCUAUUUCAUUUUUUUUUUUCAAAUGACGGAACUGGAGGAUCCGCUGCAGGGAUACAGCGGAUUGUCUCUCUUCCGAAGAACAUUAGGCUCUCUUCCUAAGCCUCCUCAUGAUCCCGAUGAUCUUCUCUCCGCCCACAAUCUCCUCAAAUCCCUGCCGGUAAAAAAUCCGGAUAAACUCAUUGAGCAGGCGAGAAGUAUUUUAGAUGCUACUCCAGAAGCUACCAAUGCCGACUUGCCAAAUGGGGUAAUGCCUGAAGAUAAAAGUGAAGUUGUUGCUCAGAAGGAUGCAGAAAGUCCCCGGGCACGAAGGCCAGGUUUAGGGCGCAAGCGUGCUCGGUUUUCCUUGUUUCCUAAUGCAAGUCAACCUACUGUGAAUUUGGAACCGACUUUGGAUAUUGAUAGCCUGAAAGACCCUGAGCAAUUUUUCUUGGCUUUUGAAAGGCUUGAAGAUGCUAAAAGAGAAAUGGCAAAGCAGACAGGUCGUGUUUCAAUUGGUUCGAAUCAAUCCAGGGCAUCAAUGGCUCCACGCCAUCGACGACCUGGAAUGCCUGGGAGAUCUAGGACAGCUAAAUAUCAACAUCUUUAUCCAACCAUGUCCUCCCAGGAAACCUUUAUGGAGAAGAUUCUUAGUCCAGCUAAUCCUGGAUCACAACAAGAAACAUUCAGUCCAGAUGUUGCAUCAGAACUAAGCGAAUCAACAAAUCUUGCCCCAGAAGAAUCAGGACUAGCUGGUUCAAUGGCCAAGGCUGAGAAAAGGGUUGAUAAACUUCUAGAUGAGUUGCUUUCUCGUGAUUAUGAAGAGCUUGAUGGGGAUGGAGCAUUCACUUUGUUACGGGACUGCUUGCAGGUCAAGUCACUUGACCUAGAGAAGUUGAGCCUCCCUGAAUUGCUGAAUGUGCAAAAGACCAGUUUGAAUGCUUUGGGGGGGAAUUUGCCAAAGCCUAGGAUUGUAUUAUCAGACAUACAUAAUUUACCGAGAAGGACUAUAACUCCUAUGAGGCAGCAAAUUGCAGAAAAUUCUUCUUGUAGUUUUGGUUCGCCCACUCCACCAAAAAGUCCAUUGGCUUUGCUAGCAUUAUUGAGGAAACGCAUACUGCAGUCAAAUCCACCAACUGAUCCAUUUUCAGUUUUUGAUGUUGAUCAGUCACCAGAAAUAAAUGGUAAUACUAGACCAGCUCACGUGGCUAUUGGAGAUUCUGGAACUCAAAUAGACAAAUCUCUAAAUGACAACUUGACUAGUCCUGUUUCUGGUAGUGAUGGUUGUCCUAGCAGGUCUAGUGCUGAGGUGGAGAAUAGAGAUGUUGGUGCAGAUAAUGUCAUCAAAGAUGAGAAUUCAAGUCAGCUUGGUGGUGAUAUGGAUAUUCAAACAAAAGGGCCAAAUGCAGUGGAGGACAUGGUGGAGGAUAUGCAGCAUAUAACAGUAGAUAAAUCUCUGAAUGACAAUUUGAUUAGUCUUGGUCCUAGUAGUGAUGUUUGCUGUAGCAAAUCUAGUGCUGAGGUGGAGAGUGGCAACCCUGGUGUGGAUAAUGGGGUAAUAGAUGAUAAUUUAAGUCAGCUUGGUGGUGAUGCGGAUAUUCAAACAAACAGGCCAAAUGAACUGGAGGACAUGGUGGAAGAUAUUCAGCAGAAAGCUUUGGAUUCUACCCAGCCUGAUGACACAACCAUGGAGUUUUUGAACAACGCACAGGAUCAGUUUGAACAAUUAAGUCCUGCAGUUGUUGAAGACCAUGCAAUGGAUGGUUGCCCUGAAACCCAAGGCAGUGGCCUAGAACAAACCAAAGACAAUUGUCCAGAGCAUCAGGAUGAGACAGUUGAGGAACCUCCUGUGGCGUCACUAAAUAAACAAGCCAAAGCAAAAUCUCAUACAGCCAAAGGACGCAAGAAUGGAUCACUCUCUAAGAGGCAUAGCCUUGCAGCUUCUGGUACAUCAUGGGAAACAGGACUGAGGCGAAGCACCAGGAUUAGAUCAAGACCUUUGGAGUAUUGGAAAGGGGAAAGGUUUUUAUAUGGCCGCAUUCAUGGGAGUUUGGCUACUGUAAUUGGGAUAAAGUACGAGUCUCCAGGAAAUGAUAAAGGAAAACGUGCUCUGAAGGUGAAGUCAUAUGUCUCUGAUGAAUACAAGGAUUUGGUUGAACUAGCUGCUCUGCAUUGAGAUAGUUUGAUCAGGUAUUAUGGCCUGUAAGGAUAACUUUUAUAGGAAAAAUCAUAGGCAAGGCCAUGCUUCUAUGAAAUUUGUCUGCGCAGUUAUUGAUUCUGUUUCAUCACUUCCUAAUUACUCUGCUAAUAUACUUCCCAAUUACAUGGCUAGCAUGGAUGUUCAUGAUGUGGGUGUUGAAGGAUAUCGUACACAUCUUGUGUAAUUUUUGUUUUUAUUAGUGAAUCGCAUUUUCUAUAUAAA
This is a messenger RNA of Populus nigra (black poplar), 2478 nucleotides long. Its product is annotated as centromere protein C-like. NCBI's taxonomy places the organism in Eukaryota, Viridiplantae, Streptophyta, Magnoliopsida, Malpighiales, Salicaceae. The record is from RefSeq and is a predicted model, not a curated record. Gene Ontology annotation, biological process: attachment of mitotic spindle microtubules to kinetochore; kinetochore assembly; spindle attachment to meiosis I kinetochore. The transcript is spliced from 12 exons. Gene Ontology annotation, molecular function: centromeric DNA binding. Gene Ontology annotation, cellular component: kinetochore. Bases 103 to 2232 code for a protein of 709 amino acids.